Messenger RNA from Symbiodinium sp. CCMP2456, 1077 nucleotides. NCBI's taxonomy places the organism in Eukaryota, Dinophyceae, Suessiales, Symbiodiniaceae. The record is from the annotation of a GenBank genome assembly.
AUGGACGCAUCUCCAGAGACUCAAGAGAUCUACUCGCCAGUUCUCCUGAAGGCCGCCAGCAGCUUGCGCAACGCCACGACUUUCCCUGCGGACUUUGUCACUUGGUCGGCUGAGGAGCGCGACGGGUUUGUGCAGUUCCGCCGCGAGGCCAGGGAUUUUCUACGGGAGCUCGGUGCCGCCACGCCGGUGCCGAAAGGCCCCUCGCCGAAAGCCACGGCCAGUCCCAAGGCACGGCAGCGCGAGGCGGCGCCGGGAAGGCUUUUGCCACUGCUUUUGGAGGAGAUCCGCAGUGACAUCGGCGGACGGCUCCUGGGUGAUUGGCGUCAUCUCGAAGAGGCUUUGCACGCAUUGUCGGCCUUGGCCAAAGAGCUUCUGGCCGCUGGUUUCUUCUCCCAGCAGCUUUUAGAGCUGCAUGGGCUACUUCUGGGCGAGCGCAGCCCACUUUUGCAGUCUGGUGCCCACCGGCAACUGAUCUCCAUGUUCUUGCAAUGUGCUGGGGUGUUUGGGCCGCUGUGCGUUCAGGACGCAGCUCUUGGGGACAGGCUCAUGACCAUGGCUCGGGCUUCGCUGAGUAUCGCGGAGGAGGUAGCCGCAGGGCCGGAUGCCGCCUUUCCUUUCCGAGCGAAGCAAGAUCACAAUGGGGCUGUCACGCUGAUGAAGCUUUGCCAGCUUGGCUGCCCAACACUGACGCGCAAGGAGUGUGCGGAGGCGGUCCGCGCUGACCUGCAGCAGCAGUUGAAGCUGGCCCUGGUGUCCCAGCCCAACCUCUCUCCCAGCUCUACGCUGGUGCUGGCCCAGGCCGCCGCUGCGGCCACAAAGGCUUUCCCGGACGUGGCGAGCUGCUGCAUCCGAGAUUGCCUCGACACAGCACUCGGGGACCCCGUGCGAAGCUCCCUCUCGCUGCGCGCGGCCGCGGAGCUGGCAGCAGUUGCGGAGGCAUCCGCCGUAGCUUCCGCGCUGGAAGGUGCCUGGCAUCUCUUGGCGCAGGCUGCUUUUGACCCGGCGUCUCUCGCCCUGUUCCUGGCCAAAGCGGCCCGGUCCCUGCCCGGCCAGGUCUUUCUUGAUGACGGGGUAUGA